Plutella xylostella (diamondback moth) is the source of this 1233-nucleotide messenger RNA. Its product is annotated as replication termination factor 2. The record is from RefSeq and is a predicted model, not a curated record. NCBI's taxonomy places the organism in Eukaryota, Metazoa, Arthropoda, Insecta, Lepidoptera, Plutellidae. Gene Ontology annotation, biological process: mitotic DNA replication termination. Gene Ontology annotation, cellular component: nucleus.
UGUCGAUGUUUUAUUUUUAUAGUAAUUGUAUUUUAUUUGAGGAUUAAAGGAUAUCACUAUUUUGUGUUUAAGUCCUUUUUGCAUAAUAGUUUGACACGAAUUUGAAAUGGGUUGCGAUGGUGGAACUAUACCCCGACGCGAUGAACUCGUACGGAUGAAAAAGAAGCCUGAACAGAAAGACAAAGAUGCUGAACGGUCCUUUAAAUGGCGUAAUUGUGCGCUAUCCCAGCAAAAGCUGCAGGAACCUGUGGUGUCGUGUGGUCUAGGCAGACUUUACACAAAGAGUUCUGUGCUUGAAGCUUUGUUGGAUAAAGAGUCCAAGCCAGACUCCAUUAGCCACAUUAAAAAUCUCAAGGAUCUCAAGGACCUGAAACUGACAAAGAACCCGGCAUUUAAAGACUCUGAGCACACUGGGGGCGAUGUUGGAGAUGGCAGCUCCCCAUACAUCUGUCCCAUCAGUGGCCUAGAGAUGUCCGGCAAGUUCCGGUUCAUCUUCCUGUGGAGCUGUGGCUGUGUGCUCGCCGAGAGGGCUCUCAAGGAGGUCAAGCAGAAUCUGUGUCACAUGUGCCAGCAACCGUUUACAGACAAUGAUGUUGUGAUCCUGAAUGGAACUGAUGAAGACAUUGAGCAGCUACAAAACAAAAUGGCUGUCCGGGUUGCCAGCAGAAAGAGUGGGAAAAAGACCAAAGCUGAUAAGGCACCCAAAACUGAAGUUAAAGUAGAGCCGGCCACACCUUGCACAUCUUCCUCCAGUGACCCAACAGAAACCACAGAGGUUAAAGAACAGAAGGAAGUGAAAACAGAAGAACCCGAGGCAGGACCAAGCAAUGCUACUAAAAAGGAGAUGGAGACAAUACCACUAUCUUUACCCAAGUUCAAUCCCAACAAGCAAGCCAGAGGGCACUUUGGCUCGUCCAAGCGAACUAUAUCUAAUGAGUUAGUGCAAGAUCCAUCAUACAAAAAGACAAAGAAAGACUACAGUAUAGCUAAGGACCCACAAAGCAGUGAAGUGUACAAAUCAUUGUUUACUUCUCACAGAACUGAUCAAGAACAACAAAGGGCCCAUUGGGUCACUUAUAAUCCAUUUUAUAACUGAUAGUGAAUGAUUACGACGAUGCUCACUGUCUGUCAUCAUCGUUAAAAAUAAUUAACAUUAAAUUUUAAUGUCUAAAAUUUGAGGUAUCUAAAGUAUGUAAUGUAAUUAAGGUAUUUACAAUAAAUGGCGAGCUGUAA